AUAGUCCAGGGUUGUUCUCAGUCAUGUCUGUUUAGAAUGGUCUGCCUGUAUGUUCUUCAUACUUUGAAGAUUAUCAUUGUUUUUUGAAGCUGCAGGAUAAGCCAGCAAAGAUAUAAAGCCUGACUUGAAAAUGAAUGCUGAUGUGACUGCUUCUGGUUUCUGAUUCAGCAGAGACAUAGAUGUGUUUCUCGGAGUGGAGGAUGUUGUUUCAGUUACGCUUCUGAGGUAGUUUGGCAUGAAAGGCUGAACAGGGUGGAAACUUUCACUUUGAGCAAAAGAACGGUUCUAAUGGAGUCUAUGUGCUUGUACUUUUUCAUGUCUGUCCUUUCCCACAGCUCUCCCAGACCAAACAUUCAACUCCCCAAACUGAUGGUGGCAAAAAAAAGAAAUUCAAUUAACUGUGAAGAUGUGUUUUCAGAAAGAAAAAUAUAACCAUGGAGCUCUUAAACACAAUGUGGGGAAGUGUCAAAGACCCUUCAGUUGCUGCAGAAAGAGAUCCCAACACAACCAGGUUAAGUUAGAGGAAACACACAGAUGAGGACAUUAUGCCCCUAUAAACUGCCAAAAGUCCUUGUCUUUUGUCCACCUCUUCUCCUCAUCAAAGCUGCUGGCAAACUGGAGGACGCAGCACAGAUCUGGCACAGUCAAGAAGGAUUUUCAGCUCCCCAAUUAAAGCAGUGUGUAUGGUCCAUCAGGUGCUCAUAGUGGUGACCAGAACUUCCCUGCAAUAAGAAGAAACAUGCAAAAUGGUGAAGAUUUUUUGAAAAUCCUCAUGUUCAAUUUGUGAAACUCACAUUUCUUGAAAAAGCCUCUUUGGGUGAAGAAGGCAGUUUUUCUCUUACGCUUGCACGUGUGCAUUCUUGAUCUGACAUUACUUGCAACCACAAGAGAGCACUCUUUCCUUUGAAGAUUUCUCAGUUUCCCCAGAAAGCUAGAGACAUGCCAUAUAAGUUUGCAAACAGCUUGUAAGCUGUUUCAGUUAGACCAGAGCAGCCGAAACAACAAAGCUUGCAGUUGUCUUUUGGAUUUCGUUGUGAAAAGCCUUUGGGUAGUUUUCAGAUGACAGAAGAUUUGGUUCCUGAGAGGGAGGAGUUGUGCCAAAACUUUGAAGAUCCCUGUAAACUUUGCAAAUUACCCAUCUUUUGGAGACAAUUAUAUCAAACGAUAUCGUGGAUUACAAUACAUGAGAAGUGUUUAGAGCCUGGAAGAUUAUUUAUGUUUGGCAUUAGCUCUUAUGGUCAUAAUUUCAAGCAGAGAGAAAAGGAAUACACAGGAACCCUCUUAUUAUCUUUUGAAAUAUGAAGAUCAGAGGAAAAGAAGGGUUUAAAGUGUGGAGUGAUGGUCCUCAAAACCUGUCUGUAAAUUAGCUGGUAUCCAACAUCUAUAAAAACAACAAGGCUUAGAGCUGACUUCCAGGCACAGAGUGGACCUCAUGAAUGGUUAGCAGUGCUUUGAGAUCUGAGUGUUCAUACACCGCAGGAGGAAAUUGCAGCCUGUGGGGCAGAGUACCUAUACAAAUGUUUCCUCCUUGCUUGGACUGAUACAAGAUUUGGAAGCCAAAUUCGGGAACUGACAUUCCACCAGUGGGGAAUAAAAAAAAGAAGCAUGGACAGCAGUAAAGAUGAUGAUGGACUACUGAACAGGAUUGCAUUUCCAGGAGCUAUGUCCCUGGCUAACAGCCAUGUGCAUCCCCAUGGGGUGCCCCUAAGAGAGCCCUUUGGGGUUCCCUUCCAUCUGGACCCAUCUUACUGGGAGCAAGCCUAUGGCGGGCACACAGGUCGCAUCUCCUACAUCCCAUUCCCUGGCUACGUGGGCAUCUAUGACUAUUCCUUUGAGCCUGCCUUCAUUCGAAAGAGGAACGAGAGGGAAAGGCAGCGGGUGCGCUGCGUGAACGAGGGCUACACACGCCUGAGAGAGCACCUGCCCAAGGAAUUUGCUGACAAGCGCCUCAGCAAAGUGGAGACACUGAGAGCUGCAAUAAGCUACAUCAAACACCUACAGAGCUUGCUGGACUGUCAUCCCUUAGGGUCGAACAGCAAAGAAAUGCUCUCUGACAAGGAGCUCCCAGAAGCUCCCAGUCCUGGUCGCCCGCGGGAGUGCAACAGUGAUGGAGAGUCCAAAACCUCAUCAGCUUCAUCCCCCUACAGUGAAUUUGAGGAGAUGGGCAGCUAAGUAACAGCCUCUCUGGAGACAGAAAGCUGAAAACCAAAUCUAAAACCCUGGGGAUUUUUCCACAGAUGAAAAUGAAUACCAGGAAAAGGAAAAGCAGCUAGAGAAAACCAGAAAAGGUAUUUUCGAUCUGUCAAAGGAUUUAACUGUUGUCUGUACAAAACCUAAAGAUGAUUUGUGAGCAAACAGAUAUAUCUCAGGUUGCUUCAGCUGUGUUACUAAACUUCCUUUGGACUGUUAAAACUGAAGUGAUGUUUGUAUUCUAUUUUUCAUUCAGCUUUUAUUCUAUUCAUCUAUUUUCUUUUGCCUUUCACUUGAUGAGACAGCAAAACAAGAUGAAUGCAUUUAAGGAAAUUCCCCUUCCCUUUCUCCUGCUUCCUCCUGUAAGUUUUAUUGGCUGGUUUUCCUGACUGCUAACCUGAGAUGCACUGGCUUGCAAAAACAUGGACUGGGAAAGGUAAGAUUUAGAUAAAAUGUCUUUCCCUAAAAUUUUUAGGAAACUCACAGAAAUACUUAUGUUUCUGAAAAGACAAUUAAAAAAUAUAAAUAAGGCUAUAUUUGGGAAAUAAUUUAUCGCAUGGCAUCUUUGAAAGUGAAAGAAGCAACUCGUUCAUUGGACACUGGCUAUCUGGUGAUUAUUUGAAGGACAAUUUUCAGGAAAAGAAAAUCUGACACUUUCAUUUUAAUCAAUACGAAAAAGAGGAAACAAAGUUGUGUAAAGCUGCAUUUUCAAAAGCAAAGCUCCGCUCAUUAUACUGAAAAAAUGUUGCCAGUCUUUUUCCUCCUUUUCUGAAAAUUGAGUUUGUGGACAAAAUAAUCUUGACUGUGUCUUUUCGGCAGGUCUGAUAGAAAUAUGCUUAAAAGUAUGUUCCCGUAGUGGUUAGAUACCAGUGUGUACAAAAAGGGUAACAUUGAAUAUAUCAGUUUACAUCUCUGCAUGAAAACCUAGGUAUUUCUCCUUUUGUUUAGAAUAUUGUAAUACUUUUUCAAGGAAUACACCUUUUAAAAUUAGUAUCUCAAAUUCUAUGGACUACCUUUAAUUUGGACUAUGUCUACUUAAAAUGAGAAUUUGUCUCCAAAUUGCUUGAAAAUGUUCCUUUCUCCAAGGCCAGAUUUAAAUAACAUUUAGCUGUCUUAAAUCCCAUGCUGAAUAUGGGGUAAACACCUUCUUACCCAUACACUUUCAAACAGACUUUUCAAAAUUCUGCUUUUUUUGCCCUAUGUUGGUGAAAUGGAUUUGUAUCUUUUUGUCUUUCCUUCAUGUCAUGCUGACUCGACACCUGAAAAAAUACUCGUGUAUAAAUAAGAACAAAUACUGAUGAAAUACCUCAAAAUGUGUCUAUAAAUUUCAUUUA
Messenger RNA from Pezoporus flaviventris, 3524 nucleotides. RefSeq names its product achaete-scute family bHLH transcription factor 4 (gene ASCL4). Bases 1606 to 2172 code for a protein of 188 amino acids. Gene Ontology annotation, molecular function: RNA polymerase II transcription regulatory region sequence-specific DNA binding; protein dimerization activity; DNA-binding transcription factor activity, RNA polymerase II-specific. Gene Ontology annotation, biological process: regulation of transcription by RNA polymerase II; developmental process. NCBI's taxonomy places the organism in Eukaryota, Metazoa, Chordata, Aves, Psittaciformes, Psittacidae. The transcript is spliced from 2 exons. The record is from RefSeq and is a predicted model, not a curated record.